Nasonia vitripennis (jewel wasp) is the source of this 3585-nucleotide messenger RNA. Its product is annotated as venom acid phosphatase Acph-1-like. The record is from RefSeq and is a predicted model, not a curated record. Bases 320 to 1420 code for a protein of 366 amino acids. The transcript has 3 exons. NCBI's taxonomy places the organism in Eukaryota, Metazoa, Arthropoda, Insecta, Hymenoptera, Pteromalidae. Gene Ontology annotation, molecular function: phosphatase activity. Gene Ontology annotation, biological process: dephosphorylation.
AGAUCGAAGAGAACAUUGUAUAGUACCGAUCAUUAUUAAAGCUUAAGCGCGACAGCACAUACAAACGUAUAUAUUGCUUUAUUAUAAUUACAGAGUCCAAUGCAUUGGAAUUUUAAACGUUAAAUGCAAGACUGUGCGUAAUUCAUUAUUAGUGUUCGAACGGUGAUAGAUUAAUUUCGUUACUUCAGUGCUGUUGUGUAUAUAAAUACGCCUUAGAAGAGGCAAAUCGCGUAGUGAGGAACACAAACAAAACUUUCGGUUUUUGAUGCCAAUAAUUAGUGCAAAAGUUCGAGACAACUGAAUUAAAACUAGUUCCAAUAUGCAGAUUCUUCCCGUCGUACUUACGCUCACAACACUUUUCACUAGCAUCACAGUCUACAGCCAAUACCAUCAUUACGAGCAGCUCAAUAGCGACGUCGAGCUCGUUCAGCUGAUUUUCCGUAACGGAGAACGGAGACCCUACCCUGGCGAAAGCUAUCCACUGGACCCGUACGCCUCAGCUAUCCCCUACGACGGUCGGCUGACGGAUCUGGGCCGUUAUCGGGCUCGUCGUCUAGGGAUUGCUCUACGUAGAAACUACUUCAACCUUCUCCCCAAUGGACUUUACACCUACAGUACUUCUUUGGACAGUUGCAAAGAGUCGCUCGAGGAAGUGGUCAAGGCACUGUGUGCUAAAGAGUGCGUCAGUACGAAGACGAUAAUUCCGUCAAGGGAGAUCGAUGUUGUUUUGAAUAGCAAAGCUUGCUCGAGGUAUCACUCGGAACUGAAUAAGCUCAGAAGAUCGGCUGAGGUGCAGAAGAUGCUUGCCAAGUAUGACGGCUUGUAUAGGUACAUUACCGAUAAGACCGGCUUAAGACUCGACACGGCGGACAUGGACGAGCGUAUCUACGAGCUCUACAACCUCAUGGAAUCUCAGAAGAGCAUGAACCUGAGCCUACCUAACUGGUGUCCAGAAGGCGUGUACGGUCUUCUCAACGAGAUGACGUUUUUGCACUACAGCCUCGAAUCCCAGAACGACGAGUUGCGACGAUUGAACAGUGGUCCACUUAUACGUCGUUUCCUCGACGCGAUGACAGCAGCGAAGACAAAAGCCAAGAUUCAUCUGUACAGUGGGGAGGGUCACAACGUCGCGGCGCUCAGUCGUGCUCUUAAUAAGCGCUUUCCUCGAGUUCCCAAUUACGGCAGUGCCAUCAUCCUGGAGAAGAGAAGAGAAGUUGGAACUGGUGGCAGAGUCUUCGUCAGAACGAUGCUGUGGACCGGAGUGAGCGAGAAGAUGUUUCCGAUGCAUCUUGGAGGUUGCGCCGAGUUGUGCCCUCUGGAUCAAUUUGUAAGGAUCGUUGCUGAAACGAUACCCGGUGAAGUGGAACUCAAGUGCUUGCUCGAUGACGUGGGACAUGACGACCGCGUCGUUUUGACUUAAAUGUCUUGGGGCUCAGACUGCAGACAUUUUUAUCGAUUUAUUCAGCUUUCUAUGGCAUGAUAAUUGAUUAUUAACUUGACAGUCUCUGUUUUUAACAAGCUGAAUGUAAAUGUGAUAUAUUUUUGAUCGUCGUGUUUUUAAUUUCUUUUCUGACAAUCUUACUUCUAUUCGCUUGGUUAUCAUUCAAUAAUGAUCUGCAAUUUUUCAUUAAAAUAUUCUUUUUAUUGAUCAAAAGUAAAUGAAGAUAAAUUAUUUGCAUGUACAACUUAUUAUAAAAGAUCGAAUCUAAUUUCUUUUCUACAUAACAAACAUAACAAUUAAUAUUUUUUUACGUAAUUCAAUAAUGAAAUCUUUUCUACUUGACGUAAAUUGUCUGUCUAUUAAAAUUACAGAAUGCGUAAUUUGUUCAUCGCAAUUCAAUAAAAUUCACGAAACAAAUUGAGUAAAUUUGCCACUUGAUUUACGCAAUCGAAAUUCAAACAACAGAUAAUUGCCACUCACCAACUAUCGUAAUUCACAAUGUUCUUCGCUUAUACAGUUUCAAUAUGUACUGUAAUUUUGUAAAACAUUUUAUCAUAAUAAAUAAAUGCAUUGACAAAAAACAAUCGGAGAUAUGUAUGCGCACUGGACUCUCGCACUCAUUUUCACUUGUUGUACAAUGUACGCAUGCACGCACAGUUAAUAACAUCUAUUUGCUUUUUUUCUUUUCGUUUACAUAACUCAUUUGAUCUUUUAAAAAUUCAUGCGAGAAUUUACUUCAUAACACUUCACAACGUAGACUCGUCUUUCUUGGCGACGAUAAUAAGUAAUAUAUACAUUGACAUAAUUAUAAUAUACAUAUAUUAAGAUACUCUCGUCUUACUUUUAUCAUCAUUCAUGUAAAGUUCCACACACAGUAAUAUAUAUAAUAUAAUAUAUGUAUAACGAAUAAUUUGACUUAUGAUGCUGUGAAAACAUUAAAGCCAAUAAACCAUCAACAUAUAAUAUAAUUUUCUCUCCUUUUCAUUUUCUCUCACCUUUCUAAUUAUCAACGUGUAAAAAAUCGUACGCGCAGACAAGUGAUUGCAGUAUAAAAUCGAGCUUGGCAUUUGAAAUUUCGAAACUUUCUGACGCGGAUCAAGGCAGAUAAACACGAAAAGUCACUUUUCGCGCGACAAACUAGUCUCGUGACAGUCUUUCUCAUAUCGUCUAUAUACAAAAUAGCAUUGACAUUUUUUUUUUGACAUUUACCCGUCUCCACAUUUCUCUCGUUCCUUUUAUCUUUAAAAAAAAACCUACUAAAAUAUCUCAUCGGUACACAACGGAGUUUCGGUAAUCGAGUUAAGGAAUGUAUGGCCCUGGCGAAAAUAUUUCUUCUUAAUUUUGUUCUGUUACAAGCUAUAAAAUACGUUAUUUCUAUGUACAAUUGAUCAUUUUUCGGCGAGCGUGAUUUAUAUAAUUAAUACUAUCAAAAAGACCAUUAUAAGCAAGAAAUUUACGAAGCAAUCGUGAGCGAAGAUAAAGAGUCGUGAAAAAUAUUCGAAUUCGUAAAAAUGCAGAUUCUUAUUACAAAAGUGAAUAGAACAAAUCUUUUCGUCAAGGUAGUCAUACAGAACUUUAAAAUGCAAAAUAGUUAUCCGCUCCAGUUGAGCUGGCAAUACGUUAUUUCUUAAUGAGAGAUUCACACGGCAAGAAAUUUACAAUCACUGUACAAAGAGUCACAAGAUAGAAAGAAAACAUUUUGCUAGACUCGGGCAUGCAGUAUCUUAUGUAUACUCUCUUAGAGCUCGCAAUAUACAAAACGUCUUCGACAAUAUAUUUAUCUUACACGAAAGCUAAUAAAACGUUUCACGAUACGUAUAAGGUAGCAGCGCCACGGAAGACAAUAUUAUGGUUGGUUAAUUUAAAAUAUCAAAUUUUUUCCCGGUACUCCUCACGAGCGGUAUACAUGUAUAUUUUGAAAACAUAUUAAUAAAUCAAAUUAAUAAAGAUGCAUACAAGUGUUUUUUUCCUAAAAUUUACAAUAUUUAUACACAAUAAAGAUAUGUAAAAUAAAAAAUAGCGAUUUAAAUAGUUAGUAACAACAACAAAAAAACACUUGAGGAAUAGAUUACUUUGAUCACAUUUGAUUGUAAAAGUUCAUUAGUAUAUACAAUUGCAGCAAAAAUCAUUAGGAUAUUUUUAAA